ACACGCCACAAAUCAUAGGCUGCGGACGCAUUUACUCAACUCGAACAUCCUUCUGGCUGACAUUUUAAUAAGAAAGGGCACGUGCCCAUAAGACAUCGGCCUCACUUUUCAAACGAUACAUAACAUACAUUUUGUCUGUCUUCUUCGUCAGAGAGGCUAAAUGGCGGGUACUUGGUGGAACAGUGCCGCUUUUACUCACGUCCUUGUGGCUCUUUUCGGUAUGGGUUCCUGGAUUUCCGUGAACUGUCUCUGGGUUGAGCUACCCGUGGUUGUCAGAGUUCUGCCUGAAGGGUGGAGCCUGCCAGUCUAUCUGUCAGUACUGAUAGCCUUUGGGAAUAUAGGUCCGAUUGCUGUGACCAUAAUGCAUCACUGUGCCCCAGGACAGUUAAACGAGCGCCUGGUCAUCCACAGUAUCCAGGUUCUAGCAGUGGUGGCAUCAAUCUUCCUAGCCAUCUUUUGGUCACAGGUGGCCACUGUGGCAGGGGAAGUGAGAUCCGUACCAUAUCUGCUGCUCACAUUCGUUUUGGCUCUGGUUUGCUGUACAUCCAAUGUCACCUUCUUGCCCUUCAUGUUCCGCUACCCCCCUCAAUACAUCCGCACAUUCUUUGUUGGCCAGGGGCUCAGUGCCCUGUUCCCAUGUGUUGUGGCUUUGGGGCAGGGUGUGGGGAAAUUGGAGUGCAAAUUGAACAAUGGCACGGUACAGGCACACUACCUGGAUGAGAACUUCCCUGCCCAGGACUUCUUUUGGUUCCUGUUUGUAAUGCUGACAAUCUCAGCCCUCUGCUUCAUGGCGUUGACGCGUAGAGAAAUAACAGAGCCAGCAUCACAGGAGACCCCAGAGCCUGAAGUGGUGACGACAAAGGAAAAUGGGGAGGAGACCCACCCGCUCCAGAAUGGAGGAACACUGUUGUCUGAGGACCAGGUGGAGUUGGAGAAAGCAACCCCGGUCCAAACCUUCUGGACGCCACGCAACAUCUACCUGCUGGUGCUACUAGGUGUGUCCAACGCCCUGACCAACGGAGUCCUUCCCUCUGUCCAGAGCUUCUCCUGUCUGCCCUACGGCACCAUGACCUAUCACCUCUCUGUGGUCCUUGGCAACAUUGCAAACCCACUGGCCUGCUUUGUGGCCAUGUUUGUCCUUUGCAGGUCAUCUGUGGGUCUUGGUUUCAUGUCUGUAGCAGGGGGGGUCUUUGCGGCCUACCUCAUGGCUCUGGCAGUGCUCAGCCCCUGUCCUCCUCUCUUGGGGAGCUCUGCUGGUGUAUCCUUCGUGGUGGUGUCCUGGAUCAUCUUCACUGGUCUCUUCUCUUACCUGAAGGUAGUUAUAGGGACGUUGCUCCACAAGGCUGGCCAUGCUGCUCUGCUGUGGUGCGGUGUCUUCAUCCAGGCUGGCUCACUGAUAGGAGCCCUCUCCAUGUUCCCACUGGUCAGCAUUUACCACAUAUUUGCAGAGUCUGAGGACUGUGUGGACAACUGCAGUUAGUUAGGCACCAGGAACCACAGCUGGGUGAUCACGUCAGGGAUGGAAGAUGGAACACCCUUUCCAGGCCCAGAAGGGUUGAUGGGGGGGGUUCUGUAAGGGCUGAGGAAAGUUAUUCCAGGGGUAAUGGGAGAAUUGAGUUGCUGUGUCCUGGUUAAGGGGAUGUAUGUGAUGCAGUGCCGCAGGGGAUUUUUUAAAUUAUUGAUAUAGUUUCUUGGUUUGCUGAAGGAGCUGCUAUUACCGGUAUGUUUUUCCACUAAAUCAUGUGACAAGACUUGUUUAAUCAGGGACUGAAUCAAUAACACAAAUUCAUCCAGUUUGGCUGUCCCCAGGCCUUAGGAGUAAGAAACAAACACAUUAAUGGCCAGUUUCAGAGAGACAGAAGAAGCCCAGUCCUCGACUAAAAAGCAUGCUCAACGGAGAAUCUCCAGAGAAUGCAGAGAGUCCUGGACAGGGCUUAAUCUUUGACUUGGAAAGUGGCCCUAUGAAACUCAAAAACCAUGUUUCCAUCCACAGCUUUCAUGUGAUUUAAAGUCAUAUAAUUUAAAACAAAAAGCAUGACAGCUGUGAUGGAAACAGGACAGGUAGGUACAAUUUUAUAAAUGCUGACCGAUCAUUUCCUAGUUCGACAAGGUGGGAUCUUUGUGUCUAAAAUUAAUAAUGCGAGAAAUGGCAAAUAUUGACAAUCAUCAUAUCGAAGUCCACUUGUAAUGAUAUGGUGUGUGGUCCUCCCACAACGUCUUGGAGAAACCGUGCAGUUCAUUAGGCUACAAAUGAUAAAUUAGGCUAUAAAUGAUGAACUUCACAGGAUGGUGAAAGUGCAAGGUGAUCUUGAUGCUUUAUCUUAUUCUGGUGACAUGAUGAUCGAUGCUUGAAUGUCAUUUGACAAAUUAACAGAUUCUCGCUCUUAUUCAUAAUCAUCUCAUGUGGACUAGCCUACCCGCACAGCCUGUCCGCACUGUAUCUGCCGAAUGUUGAUACUUACGAAGACCAGAGUAGGCACAUUUGCUAUUUAACGCAACAGUUUUUGUGACUACUAUCGGAGAGUUUAGAGUAUUUGAAAAUGCGAUGGAAACCCAUUGUACUUUAGGUUUUUAUUUGUUACAUGAAAACGUACAUUUUGUGUGCGCACCUCUUUUUUAUCAACAAGUCCGUUUGGUGGAAACAUACCACCGGUGGAAUUAUUUAGUAUUUUUUAAAUGCAGGUUUUUUAAAUAUUUGGAUGGAAACCUAGCUAUAGACAGGUUUUAAUACUACUGUUGGACGCCUGGUGUCCCAGGUCUAAAUCAGUCCUUGAUUAGGUGGGAAGAAUGGAAAUCAGCAGUGGAACUGGAUUUGAGGUCCAGGUUUGAAUUUGCCUGUUCUAGGAGAUAUUUAUGUCUGUCACUUGGUAUGUCAUUGUCUGCCAUGUCAGAAUCAUCAUUCCAGAGAGAUUAUGUUGAAGCUUAUUUUGUGUUGUCCUGAUAAUUCUGAACAAUUACUUGUUUAUUUCCCUCCAGAUUAUUUCUCCAUACACAAUGGGAUUGUUUCUUUCUACUAAUGCCUUCGUCUCCUGUUGUGUAUUAUCAUCCAUGUAAUUUGGUGUUGAAUCUUUUUUGAUGACCAUUUUUUUUUAAUUAUUAACCAUUCCAAAUGCAAUGCCAAAUGUUAGCCUUCCUUCAGAUAACAUUUAAAUGUUAUCUUGCUAUCUAAAACAUUUUGGCAACGUUGAAGCCUCUGUCUUUAGGCCAAAACACCAGUGCUAAGUCUGAAUGUAAAUGCGACCUAAGUUAGCCUACUAAACACAUCAUGACUGAGACACAAGGGGUUUUUGUGAUUUCAGCUUCAGAAGGAAUAAAGAAAAUUAAAAAAUCUGCUACGCCUUAGUACCUCCUACAGUGACUAAUAUUGGAAAACUUGCUGCUCAAUGGAAUUUAUAGACUUUAUGUUGACAAUAUAGAAAUAGUAUUGGUCCAACAUGCCUUGACUCUUUAGUCAUGUUUAUAUCGUCACUAUCUGAUGAAAACAUGUUCAGGAAAAAAAUACCUUAUUUCCCAUUUAACGAGAACACAAUUAUGAGACAUCGGGCUAUUUUGAAUACACUUUCUUGGCCCUAGUCUUGAAAUGUACAUUGAGGGAAGUUACUGCUUUCAAUAAUUGUAUAAUAAAAAUAAAAAUAGUCAAAAACGGAGGAUCAAGGAUUUCGUCAGAUUGCGACAAUAUUUUACUAUACAUUUUCUAUAUGAUCAUUUUUGUUUGUUUUUUAAUGUGAAAAUGAAAGGUGAACUAGUUUCUCAGGCACUGAUUUUACAUUUGUGUUUUUUUUUUUUAUGUGGCCAUUUGUAAUCUUUCUUUCCUGCCUUAUUUUGUUGCCAAGUCAUAUUUUGUUGCCAAUAAGCUUAUUAUCUUUAGAUCGCUGUAUUAACAAUCCUUUUGACUGCCUUUCAGAUCUGGUGACUCAAAAUCACUUGACAGAAGUUUGGGAUGUUUGGAAAACCAAUAAUAAAAUAGGAGUGUUGAAGAAUCUGUUACAUUUUGUUCCUCAGAAUGUGAUCUUGAAUUGACACAUAAUGCAAGUCACCUACUCAGAAAAAUGAAUCAACCUCGAUGAUUCAAUCUCAAUUAAAACUUCCAACCAAUAGCUACUUGUUUUGUAAGCUUUGACAAUAUGGCAAAGUAAUUACUACUUGGCUCAAAUGAAUGUACGGGUGGAGGUAGCAGGUUUUCCGUUGCCUCCUGAGACUCAUUAUUACUCCUCACAGGAAUUGCCUUCUAUGGCCUAAAGUUACAUUGUUAUGGGUGAACAAAGCCCUAAUGCUAAGCACAGGUCUCAUCCUGUUGCUAUGCAUUCUCAGGAAAUGUUACAGAAGAGUUAUGGGAAUAUAUGAAUGCAUUUGACAUGCCUUUUUAACCAGGAUGGUAUUUUGGCCUACAUUAUCAUUAAUGAUAAUUGUUUGGGUCAUUCGGUAUGUAUAAAUGUUUCCUAUGGAAUUUUGUUCAGCUCUCUUUUGUUACAUUCGGGACAGUUUUGCCUAGUCCUUAGUGUAAUUUGGUCAACAUUCCAGUAGAUGUCGGUAUGAAGAAAGCCAAACAGGGCUUUAACUAGCUUUAUUGCUUUGGUUAAUCUUUCACCUGUUACUGUGGUUAUGGAUUGCAUUUCAAGAUCAUCACCAAUUUAACUUUCUCUGUAAAGCAGUUUGUGAACCAAAGUGAAAUGAGUGAAAAGUAAUCAGGUAUAACCACAACAAAAGAUCAAGAGAUCAAACCAUUUUUAAAACUCAUUUGAAAAUGUCCUCUGGAGAAAUGGACGGCCUUAGCUAGUUCUACUGUAUUUCCAGCUUAGCUAGUUCCCUUGAUCUCCUUAGGGAGAAUUAGAGAAAUGCUUAGAUACAAGAAUGUGUUGACUCAGCCAUAAGUUGAAAAGAAACAAUGAAAAUCUUGGUGUUGGUGUAAACCAUUACAUAUGAUGUCUCAAUGAAAAAUGUCCUGAAAUGUGCCUCUUGAGGGAACUGUGGAUGAAAUAUCAACUCAGGUGUUGAACAAACAUGUGUCUUGGUUGGUUGACAAAAGCACACCCACCAAGGAAUGGAGCUAAAAUCCCCAGGUCCCCUCAGAGGGAUCCUUCAGUGCAUAGGACUUUGGCUUCUCUGCACUGCAGAACCUCUGACUGAACUCCCUGCUGUCUACCCAACAAUCCACUUCCAAGCGCACCAGUGUUCAGUACCCAGAUUCACAAUGUCACUUUUCAUCCAUAUAUUGGCCUGCCUGUUUGGCAUGGGCUCCUGGGUGUCUAUCAACGGACUAUGGGUAGAGCUGCCUCUCAUCGUGCCCCAGAUCCCCGAGGGUUGGUACCUGCCAUCCUACCUAUCCGUCCUCAUCCAGAUGGCCAACGUGGGGCCCCUGUUCAUCACCCUCAUGCACCGCUUCCGCCCCGGGGCGCUCAACGAGACAGUGGUCAUCUAUGUGAUCAUCUCCCUGGGCAUGGUGGCCAGCUUUCUCCUGGCCUUCUUCUGGAAGGAGACUCUGCUGGUGGCGGGCGUCCCUCGCAGCGUGGCCCUCCUCCUCCUUACCUUCUUCCUCUCCACUGUGGACUGCACCUCCUCUGUCACCUUCCUGCCCUUUAUGAUGCGUCUGAAGCCCCAGUACCUCACCACCUACUUUGUAGGGGAGGGUGUCAGUGGCCUGAUACCCGCCCUGGUAGCCCUGAUCCAGGGGGUGGGGGUGGUCCACUGUAAUAACUGCACUCGGAUGAUAAAUGACACUGGCUCAGUCAGUCUUAGCUACGAACUUCAGGCUCACUACCAGCCGGCCAACUUCUCAGCUGGGGUGUUCUUCUUCUUCCUCAGUGCCAUGAUGUUGGUGUGCCUGGGAGCCUUCAUCCUUCUGAACUACCACCCUGCCGUGGCCCGGGAACGCCCAAAUGCCCGCUACCCCAACGGGGUCCUGGAGAAAGGCGAGGCAGCUCAGAUGAACCCCACAGAGCAGAAGGCCAUGAUCAAACAGUCUGAUAUCAAGCCCAAAAGCUGCUUUGGGACCGGGACGUACAGCCGGAUACAGGUGCUGUACAUGUUCUUCAUCCUGGCCUGGGUCAACGGACUGACUAACGUUGUGCUUCCCUCAGUGCAGUCCUACUCUUGUCUGCCCUAUGGAAACAGUGCCUACCACUUGUCGGCCACCAUGGCUGCGGUGUCCAACCCUCUAGCCUGCUUCAUUGCCAUGUUUUUCCCAACAAGGUCCUUAUUGCUGUUGGGGGCUCUCACUUUGUUUGGCAGUGGGAUUGGAGCCUACAUUAUAGGCAUGGCAGUGCUGAGUCCAUGUCCUCUGCUGGUCAAUGAAACCUCAGGAACCUUCCUCAUUGUGGGCUCCUGGAUCUUCUUCAUCCUCACUUUGUCCUAUGUUAAGGUGAUCAUUGGUGUUAUCCUCCGUGAUGAGGGCCACAGUGCCCUCGUGUGGUGUGGAGCAGUGGUGCAGUUGGGGUCCUUCAUGGGUGCAGUCACCAUGUUUCCCUUGGUCAGUGUGUAUAGUUUAUUUUUAUCAGGAGACCCAUGUAAUACAAAGUGCCCCUAAAUUAUGCUAAACAACGAUGAACCAGGCAUAUUCUGAGAAACAUAUUUGAUUAAUUCUUCCGAAGCAUGUGUACUUCAUUAGUAAAAAUGCAAUUGAACAACUAACUAGUGAGGUGAACAGAAUUCAACCAACUCGUAGGAGUAAAGUAAGGUAUACCCUAUAUAAGGUUCAGGGUGAUUUACUAUUUGGACAACACCCUCCAAGUAUCUUGUCAUGUGACAUUGGUGCUAUUGAUAAGCUACCGUCAGAGCCUCUUUUCACUUUACACUAGCAGCUUGUGGAUGGUAAAAUUAGGGACUUUUGUCAGUGCAUGCAAAUAAUACCAGGCAGCGAAUAAGCACCUUUAGAGAGUAGCGAAUACCAGGUAGAUAGAAAGAACAUUCAGCUCUCCGGAAGAUAAAAGCCUAGUGUUUUUGUAGCAGACGCUGUUGAAUAAAUGGACUUGUGAUUAGCUAUGUCAACUAUUGUGGUUGCCCUAAUCUAAUGUUGACAGAUCAAUGUCUGACAGUUUGGACUUCACAAGAGUUAUGCGGAGUCUUGAAUGGACCAUUCUCACUGUGGAGAAUCUUUCAUAGGAAUUCAGUGAUUAUAUAGCAAUUUUAACAUUUGGUCAUUUAUUAUUUACUCAUUUGGUAAUUUGUUUACUCAGCUCCCGAGUGGCUCAGCGGUCUAAGGCACUGCAUCUCAGUGCAACAGGCAUCACUACAGUCCCUGGUUCGAAUCCAGGCUGUAUCACAUCCGGUCGUGAUUGGGAGUCCCAUAGGGCAGCGCACAAUUAGCCCAGCGUCAUCCGGGUUUGGCCAGGGUAGGCAGUCAUUUGCUCUUAACUGAGUUAAAAUAAAAGUUGAGCAAAUUAGAGUUAAGUGCCUUGGCCAAGGGCACAUCAACAGAUUUUUCACAUUGUUAGAGCCAGCGACCUUUUGGUUAUUGGCGCAAUGCUCUAACCACUAGGCUAUACCGCUCUGUAUUGUAAUGUAUUGUAGUAUACUGUAAACCUAUUACAGUUCAUUAAUAUAUUGCAGUGGCUUUAACAGACUUUCUGUUGAGAUGAAUAAAAUACCCCGAUAACAUUAAAGGGGCCAUCUGCAGUUCAACUCAGAGGUUCAACCCAGCACUGUUUUGGUAAAUAGCUGAGGGAUGGAGCUGGAGAAAUGCAACCACUCUCAAAUGUAUUGUCAGGCAAAAUUAAUCUUAUAUUUUGGGUUCUGAUAGGGAAUGAGAGUUUGAGUUAUAUUCUUUAAGAAUCAAUGGAUAUAUAACAUAUUUUAAAGCCUUAAAAUGUAUGUACCAAUCACAUAUUUUUCUGCAUACACUCAUUUCUUAAAAUAUCAGAAAAUGUGAUUUACACACCAGUGUGUUUAAUAUUUAUAUAUAAUAUAUAUAUAUAUCUUCCAAAAAUAAAGGUAUUAUAAGCAAUUGUACAUUACUUUGUAUAAUAAAAAUAAUAGGUCUUUAAUUUGUUACAUUCACUGCAAAAAUUGACUAAAUUUGACUACAAAGACGUAGUCCUCAAGCUCAAAUGGUGGUCCUCAAGCUUUUAACUGUGAUAUGGUGGUCCUCGGAACGGAAAAGGUUGGUAACUGCUGGUCUACACAAAUUAAUAAAGUUAUGUUAAUCCCAACAUUUCAUUCAAAAUAUAAAGGUAUAAUGAUUUAUGCA
Molecule: messenger RNA, 8182 nt
Organism: Oncorhynchus kisutch (coho salmon)
Lineage: Eukaryota; Metazoa; Chordata; Actinopteri; Salmoniformes; Salmonidae
Gene: slc52a3-2a
Product: solute carrier family 52 member 3-2a
Exons: 7
Coding region: 5042-6523 (493 amino acids)
Biological process (GO): riboflavin transport
Cellular component (GO): plasma membrane
Molecular function (GO): riboflavin transmembrane transporter activity
Source: RefSeq, a predicted model, not a curated record